Molecule: messenger RNA, 2324 nt
Organism: Fukomys damarensis (Damara mole-rat)
Lineage: Eukaryota; Metazoa; Chordata; Mammalia; Rodentia; Bathyergidae
Gene: Skor1
Product: SKI family transcriptional corepressor 1
Exons: 10
Coding region: 63-2321 (752 amino acids)
Biological process (GO): negative regulation of BMP signaling pathway; negative regulation of transcription by RNA polymerase II
Cellular component (GO): nucleus; transcription regulator complex
Molecular function (GO): SMAD binding; RNA polymerase II cis-regulatory region sequence-specific DNA binding; DNA-binding transcription factor activity, RNA polymerase II-specific
Source: RefSeq, a predicted model, not a curated record
GGUGGCUGUGGUGGAAAUGGCUCAUCUGCUCUCUGCUUUCUCUGUUUCUCAGGAGCGGCGGCAUGGAGGCUCUCACCACUCAGCUGGGGCCGGGGCGCGAGGGCAGCUCUUCGCCCAACUCCAAACAAGAGCUGCAGCCUUACUCGGGCUCCAGCGCCCUCAAACCCAACCAGGUGGGCGAGACGUCGCUGUACGGGGUCCCUAUCGUGUCACUGGUCAUCGACGGCCAGGAGCGCCUGUGCCUGGCGCAGAUCUCCAACACUCUCCUCAAGAACUACAGCUACAAUGAGAUCCACAACCGCCGCGUGGCCCUGGGCAUCACGUGCGUGCAGUGCACGCCGGUGCAGCUGGAGAUCCUGCGCCGGGCCGGAGCCAUGCCCAUCUCGUCGCGUCGCUGCGGCAUGAUCACCAAGCGCGAGGCCGAACGCUUGUGCAAAUCUUUCCUGGGCGAGCACAAGCCACCCAAGCUGCCCGAGAACUUCGCUUUUGAUGUAGUGCACGAGUGCGCUUGGGGCUCCCGCGGCAGCUUCAUCCCUGCGCGGUACAACAGCUCCCGGGCCAAGUGCAUCAAGUGCGGGUACUGCAGCAUGUACUUUUCGCCCAACAAGUUCAUCUUCCACUCUCACCGCACUCCCGACGCCAAGUACACCCAGCCGGACGCCGCCAACUUCAACUCUUGGCGCCGUCACCUCAAGCUCAGUGACAAGUCGGCCACGGACGAACUGAGCCACGCUUGGGAGGACGUCAAGGCCAUGUUUAACGGUGGCACGCGCAAACGGACCUUCUCGCUACAAGGAGGUGGCGGAGGCGCUAACGGAGGAUCGGGCGGGCAGGGGAAGGGGACUGGCGGUGGCUACGUGAGCCCGGACUUCCUGAGCGAGGGCAGCUCCAGCUACCACUCCGCCUCGCCCGAUGUGGACACUGCGGACGAGCCUGAGGUGGACGUGGAAUCCAACCGCUUCCCCGACGAGGAGGGCGCCCAGGACGAGACCGAGUCCAGGGCGCCUAGCGCACCCAGCGCGGGAGGUGGCCCAGACGGUGAUCAGUCCGCUGGACCCCCGUCUGCCACCUCCUCAGGCGCGGACGGCCCCACGGACUCUCCCGAUGACAGUAGCCCCCGCCCCCGGCGCCGCCUCGGGCCUCCUCCUGGUCGGUCGGUGUUCGGGGACUUGGCGGCCGACGACGCGGUGCGAAGACCCGAGAGGAGUCCGCCGAGCGGCGGAUACGAGCUACGAGAGCCUUGCGGGGCCCUGGGAGGCCCAGCGACGGCCAAGGCAUCCGUGCAGUUGCCCGGCUGCUCUCCGCAGGCCCAGCCGCGGCUCCCUGGAGCUGGGCUAGCUGGGUCUCUGGGUCGCUGGGACCGCUGGUUCCGGAAGAUCCCGGCGCGGUGGGUGGGGGCGGUGCGCGGGCCUGAGGACCUGUGUGCUUUGUUCUGUUGGUGCGAGUGGGGAGAGCCCGGCAGAAACCGCCAGAAUCCAGAAAGUGCUAGGCGCCUGGCCGCGCGCUUGGGUACCCCGGAGGCUCCGGUGAAGCUGGAGCUGCGGGGCACACCGGGGACUGGAGGAGCAGAGAAGGAGCCCGGGCCUCGGAAAUCUGGGCGGGCAGAGGCAGCCUCGCCCAGGACAGUGCCCCGCCACCACCACCCGAAAGGUCGCCGCCUGGGCUGCGGUCUCCGCCGGAGUAUCGCAGACAGACCCGGCAACCUCGCGCGCUCGCGGUGCCCCAGUAGUUGCGCGCGAUGGCUAGGGCGCCCCAACCGCGGCAGCUCUGGCUGUAUCGGGGUCACGGUUUCUUUGCCUCUCCUUGAAACUCGGUUUAUUGCCUUUAAAGAGCCAGAUAAGGAAGACAAUCACUCGACAGCCGACGAUUUGGAAACGAGGAAAUCCUACUCAGACCAAAGGAGUGUCUCCCAGCUCAGUCCCGCAAACACAGACCGAGGGGAAGACGGGCUUGCCUUGGAUGUCACAGGAACCCAGCUGGUGGAGAAAGAUAUUGAAAACCUGGCCAGAGAGGAAUUGCAAAAACUGCUUCUGGAGCAAAUGGAGCUCCGCAAGAAGCUGGAGCGAGAAUUUCAGAGUCUCAAAGAUAAUUUUCAGGAUCAAAUGAAGAGGGAAUUGGCUUAUCGAGAAGAAAUGGUGCAACAGCUGCAAAUUGUCAGAGACACCCUGUGUAACGAACUGGACCAGGAGCGGAAGGCACGCUAUGCCAUCCAGCAGAAAUUAAAAGAAGCCCACGACGCCCUGCACCACUUCUCCUGCAAGAUGCUGACGCCCCGCCACUGCACCGGCAACUGCUCCUUCAAGCCCCCGCUGUUGCCGUAGGGC